AUGGCGACUGCCACGUCCAACCACUACGGCGUUCUGAGCCCCGGUAGCGCGCCACCGCCGCACUCUGAAUCCGGGGGUCUACAGCAGGCGUCCGCGUACAGGGACGCGCACAGUUUGCUCCACAACGAAUACGGCACGUUACCGGGACACGCGCACCAGUGGCUCACUGCGCUGCAUGCGGACAGUGGGACGCCGUGGCCACACAGCCCUCUGUCUGAUCAGGACGUGAAGCCCGUUCUGCACGAAGGGGAACGCGAGGAGCUGCAGACCCCCAACAGUUUGCAGCAGCAGCAGCAGCAGCAGCAGCAGCAGCACGCACAUCAUGAUGCCAGGCCAUGGCGCAGCGGCUCCACGCAUAUAGCCACCAUGGCGACCUCUGAGCAGAGUCUGGUGUACGCGCAGUCCGGCUUCAGCCUCGUACCCGCGGGUGAGCAGGGAUCCAUGCACCACGCGCUUCGGGACGAUGAUCAACACAGCCACAGCCCGCACCUGAGUGAGCACGGCCCGCACUCGCACCAGCACACGGGCCAGGACCAGUCUGACGAGGACACGCCGACCUCGGAUGAGCUGGAACAGUUCGCCAAGCAGUUCAAGCAGAGGCGCAUCAAGCUGGGGUUCACACAGGCGGACGUAGGCCUGGCACUAGGCACGCUUUAUGGAAAUGUAUUUUCCCAGACCACUAUCUGCAGGUUUGAGGCUCUGCAGCUCAGCUUCAAAAACAUGUGUAAGCUCAAACCGCUGCUGAACAAGUGGCUCGAGGAGGCGGACUCCACUUCGGGCAGCCCAACGAGCUUGGACAAGAUCGCAGCGCAGGGACGCAAAAGAAAGAAGCGCACCUCUAUCGAGGUAGGGGUCAAAGGCGCACUGGAGAGCCACUUCCUCAAGUGUCCGAAGCCCGGGGCCGCGGAGAUCAACUCCCUGGCGGACAGCCUGCAGCUUGAGAAAGAGGUGGUUAGAGUCUGGUUCUGUAACCGGAGACAGAAAGAGAAGAGGAUGACCCCCGCAGGGGGCCCUCUCCCGGGGACAGAGGACAUGUAUGGGGACACUCCCCCUCAUCACGGAGGACAGACUCCUGUGCAGUGA
Molecule: messenger RNA, 1083 nt
Organism: Knipowitschia caucasica
Lineage: Eukaryota; Metazoa; Chordata; Actinopteri; Gobiiformes; Gobiidae
Source: the annotation of a GenBank genome assembly